AUGGCUCAGCGACUCAAUCCACGCGCUCCCACCACCGCAACCGCCGGAUCCAGCUCUUCCGGCACCUCUGCGAUUCUCGAGCACGACUCGGGCGACGCUGCUGCGACCUCUGCGACGUCGCCCAUGGCGUCGGCCGCAGCGCCGUCCUCCACGGCGGGAGGCGGCCAUGAAGACGGCCCUGCGACGCUGAGCGACGCCGAGCGACGUCGCAUGGCGGGGCUGGGCAGCGGCGGCGCGGCGAGCAUCGGCGGGUUACCGCCGUCGCGAAGGCAUCGCACGGUGGCGGCGUUCGUGGCGAUGUCGCUCGUUCUGGCGGCUUACGUCAUGGGCGUCGCGCCGUCCCUGCCUCGUCUUGGCCGAGCCAUCCUCAGAAAGAGCCGCGCAUCCCACCCGUCCGACUCGAUCACGCGCCAGGGGGAGGCGAGGAAUACGCUCGUGCUGACCCAGCUGCGGCUGCUCAUCGCAUCCAUCGCAGCACACACCAGGUGUCCGCUCACCUUCCACCUCGUCAUCCCACCCGCCGACCUCAACCCCACUCUCGCCGCGCUGCACGCCUUCCCUGCUGUGCGCAUCCACCCGCUGCCCAGCCCUUUCAUCUCCGUCGCCUCUCCCCUCUCUGCCAACGCCAACGGCAGCUCCACUGGAGAGCCUGCUGGUGCUGGCUCGCUGCAGUUUGACGCUGUCGGUGCGUCGUCCGGGUACCAAGAGUCCAAAUCGGAUCUUCGGAAGCUCUCCGCCGUGCCUUUCUUGCUUGCCAUUCAUGCGCUUCCCAUGCGCUGGCUCAAGGCCCAAGCCAGGCUCCUAGGCACGCAUCCGAACCUGUCCCCUGACGGGCCUGCUGCUUUGGGUCGGUUCCUCCUGGCAGAUAUCCUUUGGCAGGUUGAAGCUGCGAUAGUGAUGCAACCAGACGUGAUUGUAGGAGGGGACGUGCAGGAACUCUGGAAAAUGAUUGAGAAGAGCAAGGGAACGAGCGAUCUUCUGUCGUUGAUUGUUCCUCUGGAAGAGGUUCAGGUGGGGGAGGAGGAGGAGAAGCAGCAGCAGCAGCAGCAGCAGCAGCAGCAGCAGCAGCAGCAGCAGCAGCAGCAGCAGCAGCAGCAGCAGCAGCAGCAGCAGGGAGGGCUGCUGGGAUUGGGGGGUUGGUUUAGGAGAACCAGGGCUCGAAUAUCGCUUGAUACGAUGCGAGUGGGGAAUGGCGUGCUGCUGAUGAAUCUGGAGAGGCUCAGAUUGCAUGGCACAGGCAAGCUUCUCUCCCGUGCACUACAACACCGUCCGCUCACACUCGAACCCCUUUUCGAUCACAACCGUCUUGAAUCCUCCCUCUUCCUCAUAGUCUGCCGCAAGUUCCCGCGAACAUGUGCUCCUCUAUCCCCGCUUUGGGCUAUUGAUGGUUGCUCUCCUGGCGCUCCUUUCUCUGGAUUCUCUUCUCACGGUCGAGAUGCUGCUACGGGAAUGUGCUGGAUGCUUGCACACAUGCAUUGCCAAGCACCUGUACGUGCAGAGAAUGUGAUUGAAGUGAAAGGGAAGGGACAAGGAGGGGAACUGGAGGGUGUUUAUGGGGCAUUGAAAGGAGAGGGGAGGGAGCAGGAGAGGGAGGAUGCUGUAGGCGUGUAUAGGUUGCCAGAUGGGGCUGGAUGGGAAGAGGCCGUCCAGUUCGCAAUGAAUUAUUUUGCGGCAAGUGGUGGGGAUGGGAGGGGGGGAUAA
Closterium sp. Naga37s-1 is the source of this 1701-nucleotide messenger RNA. The record is from the annotation of a GenBank genome assembly. Lineage: Eukaryota; Viridiplantae; Streptophyta; Zygnematophyceae; Desmidiales; Closteriaceae.